Molecule: messenger RNA, 2091 nt
Organism: Tricharina praecox
Lineage: Eukaryota; Fungi; Ascomycota; Pezizomycetes; Pezizales; Pyronemataceae
Exons: 10
Coding region: 1-2091 (696 amino acids)
Biological process (GO): lipid metabolic process
Cellular component (GO): cytosol
Molecular function (GO): acetoacetate-CoA ligase activity
Source: RefSeq, a predicted model, not a curated record
AUGCCGUCCAACGACACACCCAAUGCUAACGGCACCUCCCCCAACUCGGGCGACGAGCCCAGGAUCGGCCGCGAGCUGUGGACACAUCCGGCGCCUGAAACGACGCAAAUGCACGCUUUCAAGACCGACAUCUCGCGCAGAUACGGCAUCACAUUUGGCCCCGAGACCGACGCGUCCGCGAGUCUCUGGCGGUGGUCGGUCGACAACAUUCCCGAGUUCUGGGCCGAAGUGUGGGAUGCGUGCGGGAUCCGCGCCAAUCGCCGGUUCGACAAUGUUGUGGAUCCCGCCGCACCGAUGUUUCCGCGCCCCAAGUGGUUCUCUGGCGCGAAACUUAAUUUCGCGGAAAACUUGCUGUUUCCGCAGGUAGCCGAACCCCCGCACGAGGAUGCGAUAGCGAUCAUUGCGGCUACGGAGGAGACGAGGGAUCGCAAGACGUGGAAGGAGCUCCGGGAGCGCGUGAGGGUCUAUGCUGCGGCCAUGGCGGGGAAGGUGCAGGCAGGGGAUCGAGUUGUCGGAUUCGUGGGGAACCAUUUCGAGGCACUGGUGGCUAUGUUGGCUGCCACCUCGCUGGGUGCGAUCUGGUCGGGUGUCAGCCCGGAUAACGGCUCCACCGCUGUCUUAGACCGGUGGACGCAGCUCGAACCCACUGUCCUCUUCGCCGAUAAUGCCGUCUUCUACAACGGACGAGCCCACGACUCGAUAGCCAAGCUUGCUGAGAUUUUGAAGGGCCUCCCGUCGCUGAAACAUGUCGUCGUGCUGGAGAAGUUCCCGGCCAUUCCCGUCGACUUGAGUAUCUUGACAUUAUCAAGCGACGGCAAAGCAUGGCUAGAGGAAGAGUUUUUGGCGGCGGCAGAGGACCCCCGGAGGCCGCUUGAAUUCUUACAACUCGAGCCGGAUUGGCCGGUUUACAUCUUGUUCUCAUCCGGGACCACCGGCAAGCCCAAAUGUAUCUGCCAUGGAGCUAUUGGCACCUUGAUCCAACACAAGAAGGAGCACACGCUGCACUGCGACAUGAAGCCGGGUGACGUGUUCUUCCAGUACACCACCGUCACCUGGAUGAUGUGGCAUUGGCUUGUUUCUGGUCUGGCCAGUGGUCUGACAGUUGUCCUUUAUGAUGGUUCUCCAUUCAGGCCGCUCGUCGACGGGAAUGGAGAUGCGGCGAUGCCGGGAUUGAUCGAGGAACUCGGCGUGACGCAUUUUGGAACCUCCGCCAAAUAUCUGUCGAUACUCGAACAGAAGAAUAUUCAGCCCAGAGACAGAUACCCGCUGAAAUCCCUUAAGGCAAUAUACUCGACGGCCGCAGUAUUGGCUCCAUCGACUUUCGAAUAUGUCUACCAGGCAUUCGGCGCCAUCAACUUAGGCUCCAUUACCGGUGGAACCGACAUCAUCUCUCUUUUUGGAGCGCCAAACCCUCUUGUGCCCGUUCACAGCGGCUACAUCCAGUGCAUCGGGCUGGGAAUGAAAGUCGAAGCCUUCGACAUAUCCGGCAAGAACUGCGAGAGGACUAACGAACCCGGGGACCUCGUCUGCACCGCGGUGUUUCCCAGCCAACCCGUAUCCUUUUGGGGCGCGGACGGCGCCGCCGCCUACGAGCGCUCCUACUUCACCACUUUCCCGGGAAUCUGGCACCACGGCGACUUCGUCAAGAUCUCGCCGACCACGCGCGGCCUCCUAAUGCUCGGGCGCAGCGACGGCCUACUCAAGCCUGCCGGCGUGCGUUUCGGCAGCGCAGAGAUCUACAAUAUCCUGCUCUCGCACUUUCCCACGUCCAUCAGCGACGCGCUGUGUAUCGGCCGUCGCCGCACGACCGAUACCGACGAGGCCGUGGUGCUCUUCUUGCUCAUGGCGCCGGGACACGAGCUUACACCCGAAUUGAUGAAGGAGAUCACGCAGGUCGUUGCUAGGGAGCUCAGUAGCAGACAUGUGCCCGCGUUCAUCGAACAGUGUCCGAAGAUCCCGCUUACGACUAAUGGGAAGAAGGUCGAGGUCGCGGUAAAGCAGAUAUUGUCUGGCUGGGAUGUUAAGGUCAGUGCUAGUGUGGAGGAUCCAGAGGUGCUGGAUUGGUACCGGAAGUGGGCGGAGGAACAUUAG